Messenger RNA from Engraulis encrasicolus (European anchovy), 7832 nucleotides. RefSeq names its product glucuronic acid epimerase b (gene glceb). The transcript has 5 exons. Bases 650 to 2452 code for a protein of 600 amino acids. Gene Ontology annotation, cellular component: Golgi apparatus. Gene Ontology annotation, biological process: heparan sulfate proteoglycan biosynthetic process. Gene Ontology annotation, molecular function: heparosan-N-sulfate-glucuronate 5-epimerase activity. The record is from RefSeq and is a predicted model, not a curated record. NCBI's taxonomy places the organism in Eukaryota, Metazoa, Chordata, Actinopteri, Clupeiformes, Engraulidae.
CUUAAGGCCUUGCUAGCUGCCUUCCCUCCUCUCUAGCUCCCUGAAGGCAGUGCAGAUGCACAUUCCAGCGAGAGCACAGCCCCCUAGGGAGGAGGGACGACUGGAGCCAGUGAGCGAACGAGGGAGCAAGGGAAGGAGUGAGUGAACGAGUGAGCACUCCCAUGCACUCCUCCAGCUCCAAGAACUGAGCUCUGCUCCAACUUGUCCAAGUGCAGAUGCACCACGUUGUGUUGUUUUUCCUGCCGCUGUAAAACUCGGUGUGUAUCUAUCAGGGCCCUCCUGGCGGUGUGCAGGGAGCCUCCCGGGAGCUGGCUGUAGCGGUGGCUGUGGUGUAGGCUGUGGUGUAGGCUGCUGUGCUGUGCUGUGCCGCUACAGGUCUGAGACUGUGGAAUGUAGGACAAAAUAUUCUUACCUGUCAAGUGGCCAUGCUAGUGAGUUGUCCAGCUGAAAGGACGGCGCUGAUGAUCUAGUCUCGACGCCGGGCAGCCUGUCUGUCAAUCAACCAGUCAGUCAAGUCAAGUCAGACAGACAAACAGACUGACAGCCGGCCGGCCGGUCAACCAGCCGGACGGACAAGCGCCGUGGACGUGAUGAGAGGACACUCGAGCGUUUUCUGGUGAAUGGGUCAGGGUGAGUGCAGGUGGUGAAGAUGCGUUGCCUGGCAGCCCGCGUCCACUACAAGACGCUGAUUGUGAUCUGCGCCCUGCUCACGCUCAUCACCGUGCUGCUGUGGAACAAAUGCUCCAGCGACAAGGCCAUGCGCUUCCUGCCCAGGCCCCAGCCCGCCCCCAGCCCCAAGGGGGAUGUCGCCGGCCUGGGCCUGGGCUUGGGGCAGCAGCAGCAGCAGCCUCCACAGCCCCCGGAGCCUCCGCCGGUGGUGGGAGCAGUCGGGGUGAAGUACGAGGAGAUCGAUUGCCUCAUCAAUGACGACGUGACAGUGAAGGGGCGUAGGGAGGGGAAUGACGUCUACCUGCCGUUCACUUGGAUGGAGAAGUACUUCGAGGUGUACGGGAAGGUGGUGCAGUACGACGGCUACGAUCGCUUCGAGUUCUCGCACAGCUACUCCAAGGUGUAUGCCCAGAGGGAGCCCUACAACCCCAGUGGGGUGUUCAUGUCCUUCGAGGGCUACAACGUGGAGGUGCGGGACCGUGUCAAGUGCAUCAGUGGAGUGGAAGGUGUGCCCCUGUCCACGCAGUGGGGACCGCAGGGCUACUUCUACGCCAUCCAGAUAGCGCAGUACGGCCUGAGCCACUACAGCAAGAACCUGACGGAGCGGCCGCCGCACGUGGAGAUGUACGACACGGCCGAGGAGCGGGACAGCAGGGCCGGCGCCACCGCCUGGGCCAUCCCCAAGGGCUGCUCCCUCACCAGGGCCUACGACAAGAGCCGCGCCUCCUCCGUACGACAGUUCAGCGCGCCAGACAACUCUGAGGGGGUGACUCUUCUUCUGGGAAACUCCAAGGACUUCAUCAUCUCCUUUGACUUGAAGUUCGUCUCCAACGGCAGCGUCUCGGUCGUCCUGGAGACCACGGAGAAGGGCCCGCCGUUCGUCAUCCACUACGUUACCAGCACGCAGCUCAUCGCCUUCAAGGACCGUGACAUCACCUACGGCAUCGGGCCGCGCACCUCCUGGACCACGGUGACGCGCGACCUCCUGACGGACCUCCGCAAAGGCAUCGGCCUGUCCAACACCAAAGCCGUCAAGGCCACCAAGACCAUGCCGCGGCGCGUCGUCAAGCUGGUGCUGCGCGGCCGCGGCGCCAUCGACAACGUGACCAUCUCCACCACUUCGCACAUGGCCGCCUUCUACGCGGCCAGCGACUGGCUGGUGCGCAACCAGGACGAGCGCGGUGGCUGGCCCAUCAUGGUGACCCGCAAGCUGGGCGAGGGCUUUCGGGCGCUGGAGCCCGGCUGGUACUCGGCCAUGGCGCAGGGCCAGGCCAUGUCCACGCUGGUGCGUGCCUACCUGCUCACCAAGGACGAGGUGUACCUGAAGGCGGCGCUGAAGGCCACGGGGCCCUACAAGCUGCCGUCGGAGCAGCACGGCGUCAAGGCCGUCUUCAUGAGCCGCUACGACUGGUACGAGGAGUACCCCACCACCCCUUCGUCCUUCGUCCUCAACGGCUUCAUCUACUCGCUGAUUGGUCUGUACGACCUGGCGGAGACGGCCGGACGCGACAAGGUGGCGGGCAAGGAGGCGGGCCAGCUGUUCGCCAAGGGCAUGGAGUCGCUCAAGGCUAUGCUGCCGCUCUACGACACGGGCUCGGGCACCAUAUACGACCUGAGGCACUUCAUGCUGGGCUCGGCGCCCAACCUGGCGCGCUGGGACUACCACACCACGCACAUCAACCAGCUGCAGCUACUGGGCACCAUAGACAACUCGCCCGUCUUUAGGGACUUUGUGAAGCGCUGGAAGAGCUACCUGAAAGGAGUGAGGGCCAAGCACAACUAAGGAACUAAGGACUUACCAAGCGGCUCACCAAAAUCCCCCAAAGCCCAGGGGCAGGGGACGUAGGAUGGGCACAGGGUGGUAUGGUGUGGCGUGGCGUGGCAAAGCUAGUGCCAGUGCCAAUGCCAACACCCGAGGGGUCCGUCCAGUCAAACAACCCCCAUGUGGCUGGCGUUGGAAUAUAGAGGACAGACAACAGUGUCUGUACUGUAGCAAGAAAAAUGGAUGUGAUUGUGUGUUGCAGUUUCCCCCAGCCUAGAGAAGUAACUGAACUCUUUUGUAGUGGCGCAGUUUUCUUUUCUCGAAACUGUAAUUGCAGUGCUUAUCUUUGCUGUGAUAGAGGUAAUGCAUACAAAGAAGUUGUGGCUUCUAGCAGUUUGCCAUUUUCUGAUGGCAGUGGGGUUGAGGGGGUAUUUUAUUAUUUCUGAGUCGACACAGACACACGAGAGAGAUAUUUCUCCAGGCCUGGAAUAUAUAAGCAGGGGGGAGUUAUUAACUUGCGGGGGAAAAUGUGUGGGUUCAUUUUCGUGUGAGAAGCUGAGCGUUAAAGCUAAGAAUUGUUCGUUAUUAGCCAGAUAAAACCAAACAUGUAACAUGAUUAUGGAUAUCGCAGAAGCAAAUUCUCUAUUGUUAUAGAAGAAAAUAACUCAUCAAAGGUAUCAAAAAAGACAAAAAAAGAAUAACAUUUAUGUGCGAGAAAAGAUCUGCCUUUUUUACAAACAGUGGUUUUACGCGAACUAAAAUAGGAGUCCCUGAUUUAGUAAGAUUUGAAACAUUAAUCAUGCUGAUGACCUUGGUUAACACUGUUAUUGGACCAUGAGUGAUCUCGCCGUUGCAGAAACGGGAACGGAAAAGCCGCUAGCCUUCCCCUCUUCCUUCCUGUGCACUAGCCUGACUCUCUCCCUGAGGAGCAUAGACUAGUUCCGGAUAUACCCCCCACCCUAAGCCCAGCCCAGCCCAGUCCAACCCAGCCCAUAAUAUUCCCCCCUCCCUCCCCUGCUCCCCUGGCGACUAGAACCUCACCACAAUCACAUUGUCUGUUUUUAUGCUGCAGAGAGACCAGGGCCGUAUAAUCCAGUUAGGGUUUUGGUAUGAUGUUCUCAGGUUAGUGGGAACGGUGCUGCUGACGGUUAUGGGGGGAAGGUGGCGGUGCGCUUCGCUAAAAUGAUGCAUUUGCAAAGGAGCUCAGGCGCUGUGCAAGGCUAUGGCUUUGCCCACAAACCAGCUAUUACUAAACGCUCCUCAUCAAAGACAGGAAGUGGGUGGUGGUUUUGGAGGUGGGGUGUGUGGUGGAAGUAGGAUGGAGGUGUGGGGUAGGACGUUGGGGAGAGGGUGGUGGUGCUUGUGGUGUUGGUAGUGGCAACUAACUCAGUUUGUCCUGCUUGCUUUGGUAGUAUUAGUGAUGGGAGGGGCUUGCUGUGUAGACCAAGACGUUAAAGGGAAAAAAAGAGGAUUAGCACAUUUUGACCUACGCAGAGUAGCAUGACUACACAGUUGUGUUCCCCUCCUCCUUCUUUGCUGUCACUCCUGUCCGGUCAGUGGCAGAAAGCAGACGGAUCUUGAAAUGAGCUGAAAUUGAUUUGCUCUGUGUCAAAAGACUAACUGAAAAGAAGACGCAAGACGGAUGAAAAAAAAAGAAAAUCCAACUCAAAAUUGGUGGUGUUAAGGCCGGCUCUAGUUUUGAAGGUCGUAACUUCAAACCUCUUCUCAUCUUUGCUUCAAGUUGAAGACCUUUUGCACUUUACUCGUGUGAUAGUAAAUGCCUUGUAUGACUCUCUCGACACAUUAUAUCCAGUCCUGUAUGUAGUGAAACCCAGAAGCUCAGUGGAUUUCAAAAUGCCACUUUCUUUUGUUUUUCCAUUUCAUUUCAGGCUCCCUUGCCUUGGUUUUUGUAUCUCCCCCCCUCAACGACACAGAGGGGGAGAAUAUAUAAGGGAAUUGUUUUUGGAUAAAACAUUAGCUUUGUUUUUAUCUUCUCUUCUGAUCCAUGAGACCACUAGCUGUCCCUCGUCGCUUAUUGUUGGAGCAAGAUGCUUUUGGCAGCUGGAACUCAAUAGUAGCUCACAUAACCCCCUCUUCCUCCUCCUCCUCUCUCCUCUCGUCUCCUCUUUUUUGAAUUCUUCAUCGCUUUUAUUUCAAGACAUCUCUUUUUGGUUUGUCUCACUGCAAGUAAGCAUACAUCAUUUUGUCAGUUUAAGUUUCAAUUUGCUGAAUUCACAUCACUUUGUUUUUAUGUUUAAUAAGAUGCUUUGCCAUUCAGACGCACGGUGGGAUUGUGUUUCUGCGCUGGCUUGUUUUGCAAAUGUGGGGUUUUUUUUCCGUGACUGUCUCUUUGUUGUCAAAGCAAGCGGCCCAGCCUCAAUUUGGUCACUGGCAAAUGACAGCUAGCAGGACAGGGCUGCUGACAGCUUUGUUUGGGCCCAGGGACAAAUACCUACAAUGCAAAUGAGAACCCAAUUCUGGGCCUCCUCUCUCCCUGGGCCUGAGACACCUGACCCGUUUGUCCCCUACUGUCAACUGCCCUGACAACAAGCAGAACAGAAUGGAUUGCCGGUGUCAUUACAGCCACCGAGGGGAAAUGUCUGGACAUCACUGCUGGCCGAGAUGUCCCCUCGUAGCCGUGGUGGUCGGUGGCCCAUGACAGCUGGUCCUUUCUGUCAUCCCCUUGUUUGGCGCUGGCUUAACCUGGUUAAUCUCUGGGCUUUUGAUUGUGCUUGUGCCUAAGUGUGGAGGUGCGCGUAGCUCGGCCGUUGUUAAUACCGUUGGUUAAGAGGACUGGGCGCUGAGGAGGGAUUACAGCCCUGCAGUCUUAAAGAUGCACGCUCAUCUGCUCUGCUCUGCUCCGCCAGUGCAUGCAGUCAGUGAAUUGUAAUUCUAGAUGCCGGUCAGAUGCUGGACUUUUUUUUUUUAAAGGCAGCACAAAAUUGUGCUGAUCGCCGUUUUCCCCCAAUCCUUCCCUAUUCCGCAGACACCAACAGUCAAGCAAGCAAGCUUUUUUUAUUUUUAUUUUGUAUUAUUCUGUAUUUUUGUAUUAUCAUUCCCGCAUCACAUUCAUAAGCUAUGACCUAAUAUUAUCUUCUUUAGUCUGGUGGCUGGUCAAAAAAAAAGAAAAACAAACAAAAACAAAAACACACUGUGCCACUCAACUAGAUAAGUCUUCAGUCGCCAGACUUACAGACUUGUUUUUUUUGUGCCUGAAUAUUUCAAAGCUUUCCACUGAACCUACCACCUACUGCACCAAGAUCUUCCACUCACUCACUCACUCACUCACUCACUCAAUAACUCAAUCAUUCAUUUACUCACUCUCUCCUCCCUCACUCCCUCCACAUACAGUAAGCCCCAUGCUGUGUGGUAUUAUGUUUGGUCUGUUGACAGUCGUUCACAUUGCGAGCUAACAGCCAUCAUUGUUUAAUAGGAGUCGAGGGGGCUCCAGAUGUGCUUUAUAGAUGAGUACUGACAGUCCUGUGCUGUGCGCACUGACUGACAAAAGCAUGCCAGGCUGCAAAACAUCUGUCUGACAGGGUCACAUCAGUGCAGUGCGCUUCAGUUUCAGCUGUGGCUGUUGCUGUGACUGUGACUGCACCCCAGGCACAUCCGUCUCGUCAGUCGGCGCACUAAUCCUCACUGUUCCGGAGUGUUCCGGAACCCUUUGGAGAGUAUACUGUAGUAGUAGCGUAGCAGCAAUGCUCCAUGCUGUCACCGGGGAAAAAGGCCACGGUGAUGGGAUCGUCAUGGCGUCUCGGACCAUUUGUUUUGCUCAUGACGCCGGGGCUGAGGCUGAGGGCAGCCUGCCUGAUGAUAGCAUCUUCAUUUUUUAUUUUUAUAGGUCCUUCAUGUCUCUUACUAUGCACAUUUGCCACAUAAUGGGACUUAACGCGCAGUAUGUCUGUUUUAUUAUUAUUUUAUUUUUUUUGUAAAGGGAAAUUUAACCGUCAUUACGAGGGACUAUAUAUGGCUUGCUUCUUUCUUUUUUUCUGUUAAUACCAAAGUCUUUUUUGAAAAGCCUGCCUGGCUAUUGCAUUUCAUGUGUCAUUGUAUUUGUUUACGUGCUGAUGGUGCCAUGGUGUCGCUUGUCUCCUGGAAGAAAGCGUCCGUGCGAUGCGACGGAGCGAAGCAUCGCCUCGCAACGCAACGUCUGUCUGUCUCCAGCUCCCCAGAGGAGAAAACUGCCUAUGUAAAAGAGUUUUAAAGUCCUCGCUGUUUGCGUUUUAUGUGGAGCAUGCAAGGGAUUCUAGACAAGACUGUAUACCGAUUGUGACGAGACUUCAAUUAAGCUUUGUAUAAAAAAAAAGGACUUGGUGGUGGCAUUAUUUGUUUGAGUUUUAUUCUUUAGGGAGGUUUGGUGGGGGGAUGUAGCUUUUUCUGGUAGCGGGACAUCUUGAAUUUCUUCCAUUGGAGUAGGGGAGCCUUUCUUCUUUUGUCAUAGGGUGAGCUGUCUAUCUAUCAAAGGGAACAGCACUAAAGCACAACAUUUAGUAAAUCUGUUACAUUUUUUUUUUCUAUCAUUAUUUAUUCACAUCAUUUUCUUUUUGUUUGGUUUGUUUUCAUUUCUGGACAAUGUGCAACACCUUUCUUUGGGAAGCUGCUAGUGUUGUUCACUGUGUAUUAGAAGAAUGCCUGAUCAUCUCGAUGUCUCUUCCUCCUACCCUCGACCCCCUCCUCCAGUGAUGGGCAACCUGAAUUCAGAAGCAACAAUCCAGUGCCACAUAUUCCAAAUGUCCUGGGGUGUAUUUCUCAAAAGAGAAGUUGUUGGCCUGUUAGCAACUUCGGCAGUUGCCAAUGGGAAAAUGCAUCGAGAACAACGAAGUAGCUAAUGUAGUAAGCAACUUUGGUUUCAAGAAAUGCACCCCAGAAUUGGCUUGUCCAAAUACAUGGGUUUACCGUCUUUAUGAACAUCAUGUUGUGAGGAGGGGCAAGACACUGGCAGCCAACCACGUGAGCUAAUUUUUUGACCGACAACGGUUUCCAACAAUCAGAGGUUGAGUUGUGUGCAGCUAGUGUCGCGCAGCCAGGAGAAAACAAAAAUUUAAAACCCAUGUAUAGGUCAGUGUUGAUCGGUAAAACCAAGUCAUUUGGAAUAUGUGGCACUGCAUUGUAGCUAUUGAAUACAAGUUGCCCAUCACUGCCCCCCAUCGUGUAUUGCCAUGUGUGUGUGACCCCGCCCCCCAGCCACAUGUGACGUAUGCAAUAAACCAUUUCCUGGGUUGCUGUUAGCGACAAGCAUCCAGAAAGGUUGUACAAACUUUGCAAUCCAAGCACAAUGUGCACAUGUGACCAUUUUUAUGCAGGAGAAGGAAAAAAAGAUGUUUAUAUAAAAAAAGAACUUCAAUCUUUGUGCUUUAAAUUGCUUUUUAAAAAGUUGUAAAAAUAAAGGCAUCUUUUC